AUGGAUAUGGAAGCAGAAUUCGAGGAUUUCCAGAAGAAGAACACCCCUUCUUUGAUUGGGUCUUCUGUCAGAAACUCCAGCACUCCUAGUGGGGACUUAGACAAAGACGAGCCGGAAUCGAUCAUUCUUGAUCGUGCUCGUUCCAGCUCUAGACCCGUCAUCAAAUCCAAUCCCUCAACCUCUCAUAUUGGAUUUGUGUCCGUAGAGGAACUCAAAGCGGAAGGUGGACUUCUCAACGACGAGGAGGGAGAGGUUCUUGACGAGAUCCUUGACAAGGAAGGACAUCUGAAAAAAGACGCAUUGCAACUGAAAGAGCGGCUGAAGACUGAAGAGGAAGGCGUCUCGAGCUACAUUCAGUCUCCCGGCAGCGAGGUUUCCUCUGAGUCUGUACGUGAAAAGGAGCAUCUGGUUUUUGGCGGUGAUGCGGGAAAUUUUGUGGCGCCUGCUGCUGCCAGCUCGAGUCACUCAACUGAUUUCAAAUACGACAAUUCUCCUAGAGAGCCUCCAAAACCGGAGAAAAAAGACCGCGAUCUGAUAGAGCCGGGAAAACUCACUACUGUCGACGAUAUUCUGCAGAGAAUUAACCAAGGAAGCAGGGAAUUAACCGAAGAGCCGGAAAACACGCCAAGACUAGAGGCCAAGGUGCAUCCAGACAAAAUGUCAGAACCCUCAGCCUAUUCGGCUGAAGUGGACCAGCUCCUGACAGCGCCCGCCAGUAUGAGAGAAGGAUCGAGCUCAAGACUAAUGAGAGAGAGACAGAGAUCGCGCUCGCGUCCCGCAGACAGCUCCGGAUCACCAUUCAGAGAAGGCAUAGGAAUGUACAGACCGCAUCUGGCAAAGGGUGAUUCCUACCACAGCGGUAUCUCGAACGAUGAGUACAGUCAGGGCAGUGUGAGCAGCGAUGCUCCUGUGGAAAGGAAACCAAGACAUGAUCCUGGGUCGGUCAGAAUUUCAAGCUCUUCGUCUUUGAACUACUUACGUUCCAUCUCAAGAUCCAGGUCAAGAGCCGCCAAUGACAAAGAUGCGAUAGGCAAAGAUAGGGGUGUUGACCAAAACGAACUGAAAGAGGAAGGUGUCCUCAUGCACGAUGGCGAUUUUUCCCAACUGCCCGAUUACGAAGAUGCAAUCACUAACGCCCUGAAUAUUGUCGAGAAUACUAAAAGUGUGAAAGACGGAUCUAAAUUUGGGAGGCAUAAGGAGAACAUCGUGAGUGACCUGCAAAACUCUUUGAACUCAAGGGAUUUAGGAGAACUGAACGAAGCCGAUGAGGACCGCGAUAUCCUGAAAGAGAAGAAAAAUGAGCUUGAAGCAUUGAACAAGGUCGGGAAAGAUGAUAGCGUUCCAGCUAAUGUACAGUCUGACACUGAUAGCAAGAACACUGCCUCUAAGGACUUGAAUGCUGAAAAUAUUGACAAGAGCUCUGUCUCUGUUCAAAAGUCGACGGAUGAAUUAAAAGAUGAGGUGACUAAAACAGAAAUCUCAGACGAGAAGCUUGCAGGACGGCCAGAUAUAGUAGUUGAAAACCACGAAGGGGAACAGCACGAAAGCACUUAUCCUGACGAGGAGAAGAGCGAUCAAACACAAGACAAGAAGGUUAGUGAUGAAGAUACUGUACCGCCAAAGUCAAUAGAGAAUGAUAGCGACCGCCUGCCCCAUGAAAACCACGUUGAUGAUAAUGACGAACUAUCUACCAAAACUUCUGAGAAUGAAGAUACUGUCAAGCAACUUGGACAACCUUUGGACUCAUUAACGACAAACCUAGAGGCCACCACUCUUGCAGACGCACCAGAGAAACAUACGUCUGAUAUUGAGGGGCUUGUCGAGGAAAGCAUCGAGAAAAAAGUCUCUGUUCAGCAAGAUACGCCCAUGAAGGAUGAAGCAACAGCAACUGAGCCAAUCAAAGAGAAGGAUGCACCAGUCUUGGGCACUCAUGCGGGAAAGUCUGCUUCUGCUUCAUAUGACGACGAUGACGACAUCGAGGAACUCCUGAGGGCUGUUGAAAAGGAGCAGCCAAGUCAAUCAUCUACCAGCACCGGAAAUAAGGAUUCCGUUUAUGUUCCCAAGGGAACAAAAAUGACAUUUGAGGACGAGCCUGUGUACAUUUACACAUCUUUGGCAGGUGGCUUCCAAAUUGCUACUCGAACAAACAGACUACAGACUAUUUUGACCGCCAAUCGGGUAAAAUUUGGAUUCAAAGAUUUGGGAACUGACGAACAAGCCAAAAAAGUUUGGAGACGUUACAGCGAAGGAAAGACUCUUCCUGGAAUAGUUAGGGGUAAGGACGAUUUUAUUGGCAACUGGGAAGAUGUUGAAGAAGCCAAUGAAAACUAUGCGGUUAGAUCUUUGAUAUACGAAACAUACUAA
Ogataea angusta is the source of this 2364-nucleotide messenger RNA. RefSeq lists its product as uncharacterized. The record is from RefSeq and is a predicted model, not a curated record. The transcript has a single exon. Lineage: Eukaryota; Fungi; Ascomycota; Pichiomycetes; Pichiales; Pichiaceae. Bases 1 to 2364 code for a protein of 787 amino acids.